Phascolarctos cinereus (koala) is the source of this 6235-nucleotide messenger RNA. The record is from RefSeq and is a predicted model, not a curated record. Lineage: Eukaryota; Metazoa; Chordata; Mammalia; Diprotodontia; Phascolarctidae.
GAGCGCGUUGCCAUGGUGGCGCAGCGUCCGUAGCCAGAGCUCGGCUGGUGAGCCGGGCCAGAGGCAGCGGAGGGCUGGCAGACAGACUGUCGGACGGCCUGGGGUCGGCACGGCGCGGAGCCGAGCUCGGAGGCCAGUGUCACCCACCCCGCCGCCACCCCUGGCACAGUCUCCGUCCCUGUCACCAGGAGCACCUUCCUUGGGCAGCCGUGGGGCCGCGGGGAGGGAGGCCUCCAAGCCCCCCGACCCUGCUGUAGGGCUACCCCUACCGCGAGCCCUUGGCCCCAGGGGCAGCACGCGGAGCCCGCCCCCGCUCCGUCCGUCCUAGCACCGCCAUGGAUGCCGAGCUGGCCGAGCCGCUGCAGCAGCAGCUGUACGGGGGACAGGGGGAGGAAGAGGAGGAGGAGGAGGAAGAGCUGGACUUCUAUGACUUCGAGCCGCUGCCAGCCCUGCUGGAGGACGAGGAGAACGUGUCACUUGCUGACAUCCUAUCCCUGCGUGACAGCUGCCUCACGGAGCAAGACAUUUGGGCAGUGUGCUUGGAAUGCAGCCGUUCCCUGAGGAGCAUUGCCCAUUCUGCCAUCUUUCAGACACUGUGCAUCACCCCAGACACACUGGCCUUUAACACCAAUGGCAAUGUGUGCUUCAUGGAACAGCUCAGCGAUGAUCCUGAAGGUGCCUUCGUUCCACCAGAGUUCGACAUAACAGGGAAUACCUUUGAAGCCCACAUCUACUCUCUGGGGGCUACCCUGAAAGCUGCCAUUGAAUAUGUGAUUGAACCCGAGCUAGAGCCAAAGUUCUGUAAGGACCUGGAGGCCCUCCUGGACCAGAUGCAGGAGGAGAGUCCUGGCAGCAGGCCUGAUAUUGAGAGCAUCAUUGCCUUAUGUGAAGGCAAAGUGCAGGCGGCCUCUUCCUGUGAGAUCUGUCGGGACCUGUCAGCAGUCGGGAGAAGAGUGCUUUCCAUUGAAUCCUUUGGGACUUUUCAAGAUGUGAAUGAGAACAUGUGGAGAGGGAGGGUGGGCCCAAAAAGCAUGGGACCCACAACGCAACCAGAUGAGAAGAGGCCAUACAGUGAUGCAUCCACUGUGCCGGACUCACAAGUUGGGGACAGUAGCUCCGCGGCCCACAGAAGCCUGUCUCUAAGGCCACCAAGUGGGGAGAAGGAUGAUCAAGAAAGCUUCUUUAAGGAAAAACUGGCCAACUUCUUCUUAGAUUCAGGGUAUUUCCACAGUGACCUGGACAGAGGUCUUCUGAAAAAAAGUCGCCUGAGAAAAAUCCAGACUUUCCCACGGCUCCUAAUGGAAGCCCCAGAAUCCAACAACUUCUGCAUGUCUUUGACAAGUGGAGGGUCUCUGGCUAGGAAAAGUCAGCUGCCUGCAUCUGAAUUAUUUCCCCUAGACUACAGAAAGAUCUUCCCAGACGGAAAAAAUGGUCCUUUCCCCAUAAAGGCCCAGCCUAAGCACCGACUUAGGUCUGAGCGCUCAACUGACCCUCAUGGGGAGAAGUCGCUGCCUCUACCACGGGAUCAAGCUGCCAACACUCAAAGAAGUGGCAGGGGUAGUGAUGGUAACAGUGGUGGUAAUGGGGAGAACAGCACUACAUUUGGGCCUAGGCCUGGAGAAGAAACUCCUGAUGUGACAGAGGUGGCCAACAAUGCCGAGACCUCAGGAGGACUGAGCAAAAAUGCACUGUUGCCUCUGAACAAACUGAGCUUAAGAAUAAAUCCUGGUGAAGAAAGGUAUCUACUGAGUCCCACAAGCCCACAGGAUCCGAGUGAAAAUAUGGUGAUGGUGAAUGGCCACAAAGAACACAGUCAAGAAGGUCAGAAGCUGGACACCGUCAGCAAUGAGCAGCCUGCACAGUGGGUAUCUCUACAGGAGCUCUUGUCAAGGCUGGGGAGGCCCUUUGGAGAGUACGAGCUGUGGGCACUUUGUCGAGAAUCUCUGUUCACUCUUCAGAGCUACAUAGAAUACCCAGCUUAUUUGUGUCUGGACUCUGUGCUGGUGGACUCCGAAGGAAAUGUUCUCUUUGGAGCUUUGAAAGAUGCAGGCUCUUAUAACCCAUUUUAUGUGGCUCCUGAAGUGGAACGACAGAAACUUGUCACAGAAAAGGCCUCUGUUUACUGUGUGGCAGCCAUCCUGUGGACUGCAGCCAAAUUCAAUUUAGCUCCUAAACAGAAGCUGGCCUUGCCUCGAAAGCUCAAAGGUCUCCUGCUGGACAUGGCCCGGAGCAGUGCUAUGGAUAGGCCAUCUGUGGCCCAGGCCAUGAAGGUGUGCAACGGCUACCUGCAGCAGCGAGGCAUGGACAGCAAGAAGAUCCUGGCCCACCUGAGCACAUCGCCACUGCAGGUUUACCAAGAAGAAGAAACCAUUGGCCUGCAGAACACCCUGAACAGAGUGGCCCUGGAAGCUAGCAGUGGCCAAGAGGAUGCUGUACAGGCUGGUCCAGGGUUCAUUCCCUUUACCUGGGAUGGCAGGCUGGUAGCUGUGAAAGGCCCAGUGCCUUGCCCGCUGUCUACAUGCAGAGAAAGCCCGGUUCUGCCAGCUGCAUUCACCUCUUUGGCCACUCACUUUAAACCGAUUGUUUUGGCACAAGAGGCAGAUGUGACAGAGGAAGGCCGCACAUUCCCCUCUGAUCAGGGUGAUAGGCUUAAGGGCCCCUGCCCUGCGUCUGACUCUGCAGAUAGCACUGAAAAUGAAAUGGCUGAGGAGCAGACUGCCGCUGUGAACCCAAAGAUUCUAGAAACUCCCACACUACCUGAGACUCCAAAGGGCUCCCCUGAAACACCGCUCCCAGGCAGCUCUGCCCAGGUCCAGCCUCUAGCCAGACCCACCUCCCCAAGGGGCCAACAUGAGAGGGAUCCAUCAUCUCCCGGGGACCCUUCUGAUGCCUCUAGGUCACCUGCCACUCCCCCAAAGAAUGGCCUCUUUUCCACUCAGGAUCUAGAGGACAAACCAGGGUUGCAGGAAGAACCUCGGGGCCCUGACCUUCCUUGUGGCAGAGGCUGCACGGACCAUUCUCCCUGUGACCCACCUCACAGCAGUGACCCUGGGGUCAAGGAGUCCAAUAGCCCUGAGGCGCCAGGCCUGCAGCCCAAAGAGCCCGGUAGCCACAGGGACACUGCCUCUGCCUCUGAGGCACCGAAUCAGCCCCUGCAGAAAAGUGUCCCCAGAGGUCGAGGAGGGGAGAGAGAACCCAGUGUUACAGGACCUCCCCCAGACUCGGCAAAGCUAGCAGAUCGGAGGCCGCCUUCUUCUCAUUCAGAAACCUCCUCUGGGCAGAAAAGGACAAUUGGCCCUUCACUACAAAGAGUGAUGCAUCUCAUCCAAGAAGAGUUUGCCUUUGAUGGCUAUCUGGAGAAUGGGCUCGAAGCCUUGAUCAUGGGAGAAUACAUCUAUGCCUUGAAAGAUCUCACAUAUGCAACCUUCUGUGGGGCCAUAUCUGAGAAGUUUUGUGACCUCUACUGGAAUGAGAAACUGCUUCAGAAUCUUUUCAAGGUUGUGAAUGGGAAGAUGUCCCCACCGUGUAGCAUAACGGAAACGGACAUCUCUGGUUGGGAGAGUCAAGGCCAUGGUGGACAGAAACCAGUCAGUGGGCCAGCAGGUGGAAGACAAACAAAGUAUGAAACAGGAAAACUUAGGCCAAGGGCCUCCCGCACCCCUGGAGCACCACCCUCACCAGCCUCGCUCUCUGAAAUGGAUGCAAAUGAGCUGUCCCAAAGUAACUUUGAGGUGGGAUUCAGGCCACAGAAGAUGGUAAGCAGUGAGAAUGAGGAGCACUCCACAGAAGGCAGCUGCCUCCAGGACAGCCCAGGAGGGGAAGGCAUGGCCUUUGGGAUCAAGAAUAUCACCCCCCCUCCCUGCCCAGCUGAAUUCCACAGCGGUAGCCCUGGCUGGUGCAGUGCCUUCUAUGAAGCUGGCUGCUUUGGUCCAGAUGUUUACACUUACGUGAAAAAGCUGGGGCGGCGGAAAGAUAACAACUCACAAAACAUAGAUGCCCCAAGCCUGGAGCUAGAACAGCAGCUGAUGAUGGAGAAGCGAAACUACCGGAAGACCUUGAAAUUCCGCCAGAAGCUGCUGCAGAAGGAGAAGAGAAGCCGAGGUUCUGAAGUUAAAACCAUGUUGUCAAAACUGAAAGGACAGCUGGAAGAGACCAAGGCCAAGGUGCAGUUCCUUGAACUGGUCAAAAAGUACCUGCAGGUGGUUUACGCGGAGCAAUGGGGCCUGCAGCCAUGGGCACUGCCCAUCAUCGUGAACAUCUCAGCUGCAGGGUGUGACACCCUGGACUUCAGCCCCCUGGACGAGUCGUCCUCACUCAUCUUCUACAACGUGAACAAGCACCAGGGAAACAACAAACAGAGGAGGUCUCGGAUCCUCCAGGCCGGGACCCCCCUGGGGCUCAUGGCCUAUCUCUACUCCAGUGAUGCUUUCCUAGAAGGCUAUGUCCAGCAGUUCCUUUAUACCUUCCGAUACUUCUGCACUCCAGAAGACUUUCUGCAGUUCCUCCUGGACAGGAUCAAUAGCACUUUAUCCAGAGCCAACCAGGACCCCACGUCUACCUUCACCAAAAUCUAUAACCGUAGUUUCUGCAUCCUACAGGCCUGGAUUGAAGACUGCUACACUGUUGACUUUACCCGGAAUGCCGGGCUCUUGGAAAAGCUUGAAGAGUUUAUCUCUUCCAAGGUCACUCCCCUGGAUGGCUAUGGGGAGCACCUCCGGUCCUUUCUCGAAGUAGCCACAGAUGGAAAGUGUGAGGGGCCUUCCCGCCUCGGGGACUUGGAUGAUGAUAAAGAGGCCGAUGAAGACACGCGGUCUCUGAACGCCCUCUGCAAAAAGCUCUCAGAGGAGAGCCUCUGUCGGAAGGGUUUUAAUUGGAAGCUUCCCAGGGCCAAUGGCUUCAUUCUGCCUCACCAUAAAGAGAGGCCAUACACCAUUGCCUCUGCCCUACCCAAGCCCUGCUUCUUGGAGGAAUUCUGUGGUGCCUAUGGCAAGACCAGCGAGAAGGGGCCCUACUUCCUCACAGAGUACAGCACCCACCAGCUCUUUAGCCAGCUGACCCUAAUGCAGCAGGAAAUGUUCCAGAAGUGCCACCCAGUCCACUUCUUGAAUUCGAGAGCCCUCGGCGUCCUGGACAAAAGCACAGCCAUGCCCAAAUGCACCUCCUCAGAAUCUCUGUCGGCCAAGGUUGGGAGUCUGUUCCUGCCCAGUUACACCCAGGACAAGUACUUGUUACAGCUCCUAAGAAACUCGGACAAUAUCAGCACCUGGGUCGCUGCUGAAAUCGUGACGAGCCACACUUCCAAGUUGCAGGUGAAUCUCCUCUCCAAGUUUCUGCUGGUCGCCAAGGCCUCCUAUGAGCAAAGGAAUUUUUCCACAGCCAUGCAGAUCCUGGGGGGCCUAGAGCAUCUCCUGGUGAGGCAGCUGCCGGCCUGGAAAAUCCUCCCAGCAAAGAUUGCGGAAAUCAUGGAGGAACUGAAAGCUGUGGAGGUGUUCCUCAAGAGUGACAGCAUGUGCUUGAUGGAAGGCAGAAGGUUCCGCACGCAGCCCACCAUCCCAUCUGCCCACCUUCUGGCCAUGCACAUCCAGCAGCUGGAGACUGGGGGCUUCACCAUGACUAAUGGGGCUCACAAGUGGAGCAAACUCAGGAACAUUGCCAAGGUGGUGAGCCAGGUCCACGCAUUUCAAGAAAACCCCUACCCCUUUGCUGCAGACCACAAGCUUCAGUCGUACCUCAAGCAAAGAAUUGCUCGCUUCAGCGGAGCCGACAUUUCCCUCUUGGCUGCAGACAACCGGGCCAACUUCCACCAAGUUCCCGGGGAAAAACAUUCCCGGAAGAUUCAGGCCACGUUGCGCCGCAUGAAGGCCACGUUUCAGUAGCAGCUGAUAGGACAUGCAAGAUUCCAAAGCCGGGGCUAGGGAGGAGGUGGCAGGGAAGGCUGCCUCACCUCUGGGACUGUCCCUGAGUGCCCAUCUUUCCUACCCCCUGAGCUUUACUGCCCUCUUUCUUAGGCCCUUCCUCUGUCCCUUGGAGCAUUCCAGAGUGCAGCCCGGGAGAAGCUUUAGUGCCAGCCAGGGGGUGAAGGCACUGAGAGAGAAUGGCCGGGGUUGAGGGGUCAAGGGACAAUGCCCAGGACAGUCAGGUCUCUAUGGUGGUUGGUGUCUGGCAGCUAGGUGGUGCAGUGGACAGCAUGUGGUCCUGGAGUCAGGAAGAUUCAUCUCCCUGAGUUCAAAUGUAG